AUUAUUGCCUAUAACAGACGCACUUUCGAAACGGCCCGGCACAACUUGGUCAUAAACAUCAUGUCCACAGAAGAGUACCCACUGCCGUACCAGGCAGAGUUCUACAUAAAGAACAUGAAUGUGGAGGAGAUGUUGGCAAGCGAGGUUCUGGGAGACUUCCUGGGGGCAGUGAAGAACGUGUGGCAGCCCGAACGCCUCAACGCCGUCAACAUCACCUCAGCCCUGGACAGGGGUGGACGCGUUCCCCUGCCCAUAAACAACCUCAAAGAGGGUGUGUAUGUGAUGGUGGGGGCUGACGUGCAGUUCUCUUCCUGCCUGAGGGAGGUGGAGAACUCCCACAACCAGCUCCGCUGCAGCCAGGAGAUGGAGCCUGUCAUCAGCUGUGACAAGAAGUUCAGAGCCCAGUUCGACAUCGACUGGUGUAAGAUCAAUCUGGUGGACAUCAACAAGAUGAUCAUGAUCCACAGUAACCGUCCGGACCCAGGGACGGGGGUUCUGCCUGACAUCGGGGGGUACAACCCUCCGCCAGAGUCUCUGAAGAGCAGGGACUUCUUUGCCGACUUCCUCAUCACGUUGGCGGUGCCCUCGGCCGUGGCCAUGGUCCUCUUCAGCGUCCUGGGUUACUCCAUGUGCUGCCGGCGGGAAGGGGUGGAUAAAAGAAACAUGCAAACACCAGAUGUCUAAGAACAGGGAGAUCUCCUGGCCCCUCUCCACCCUGCCUGUCUUCAGCCAAAGUGGGGAGGUGGUGCCCCCUAUACACCCAGACAACUACGAGACAACCAGCAUGCCCCUGAUGCAGACACAGACAAACCUGCAGAACCAGAUUCAGAUACCACAGCAACAGCCAUCAGGAGAUAGAGAUAAUUAUUGUAUGUCGACAUUUCGGAGACUGGAGGUAAAUGGCAUUCCUGAGGAGAGGAAAGUGGCUGAAGCAGUGAAUUUGUGACGAGAGAGAACCCCCAGAGUGCUGGAGCUGCUGUCUGUCUCUAUCCCUUUUAGCCAAGUGUUUUUCUAUGUUUACGUCCCAAAUAGCACACUAUUUCCUAUAUAGUGCACACUUCUGACCAGGGCCCAUAGAGUAGUGCACUAUGUAGGGAAUAGGAUGCCAUUUGGAACAAACACUACGUCUGUGCCAAUCUGCAUGCCCAAGCAGUGCUUUCAUACUCGACGCUAUUGUCUUUCCGUGUGCACUUAUAUAUGUGAGCGAGUGUUGCAGAGUACAGUAGACUCCUGAUAAGUGCACAUAGUAUUGGUUAAAAAGAUGACCAAUUAAUUGGGCCUGAAUAAACAACUACACUUCAGAUUUUGCACUAUAUGCUCUUUGGGGCAGCAGGUAGCCUAGCGGUUAGUGUUGGGACCAGUAACCGAAAGGUUGCUGGGUUGAAUACCUGAGCUGACAAGGUGAAAAAUCUCUUGAUGUGCCCAUGAAUAAGGCACUUGACCCUACAUAUUUUUGUGUGCACACUUUCACCACAAUACCAAGCAGUUGCAUUUAUCAGUAGUCAACUAUACAUGUUUGAGUGUAUGAAUGUGUGUAUUCAAGCUUAAUAAUAAAUAUUAAAAUGGUAUGUUUAUAGGAUAUUUUUUAAAUAUUUUUUUCUAGAAAUUAUAUGCCAUUAACAAUAUAUUUGUAUUUUUACUGGCCUUGCACUCUUUAGAUGAAGACAGACAGAGAUGCUUUUAUGUUUAAUGUCUGACAAUGCAUGUGUAACUUUUCAUUUUCUGUCACAUAACAGUAAAAAUACAUUUGGUUUAAA
This is a messenger RNA of Salvelinus sp. IW2-2015, 1757 nucleotides long. Lineage: Eukaryota; Metazoa; Chordata; Actinopteri; Salmoniformes; Salmonidae. The record is from RefSeq and is a predicted model, not a curated record.